Messenger RNA from Cuscuta europaea, 1704 nucleotides. Lineage: Eukaryota; Viridiplantae; Streptophyta; Magnoliopsida; Solanales; Convolvulaceae. The record is from the annotation of a GenBank genome assembly.
GUGAAAUCUCCCUGUAUUAUUUCGUAUCAACUAGAUGGAAUCACUUGACCAAACUGGUUGCUUAUUUAAACACGAAUCUAAUCCUUUCCCUGAUAUUAUUCAGCGCCAAAACAUGGGAGAUUCAUUGGAUACAGAAAUACUUCACGACUUUUCCCCCUUAAUGAUAGUGUACAAGGAUGGUCGAGUUGAAAGGUUGGAAGGCGAAGAUGUCGUCCCUCCCGAACCGGAUGCCGAAACCGGAGUCAGAUGCAAAGACCUCGAGAUUUCAUCGGAUCCCAAAGUUUCCGUCAGGAUUUUCCUCCCCAAGACUGCCAAUCCGGGCCUGAAACUUCCACUUUUGGUGUACUUCCACGGCGGAGGUUUCAUUGUCGAAUCUGCUUUCUCCCCGACUUACCAGAAACAUCUCUGCUUAGUCUCGGCCGAAGCCAAUACCGUGAUCGUCUCUGUCGAUUACAGACUGGCCCCGGAGCACCCGAUUCCGGCGGCAUUCGACGACUCGUGGCUCGCUCUCAAGUGGGUUGCGUCCCAUUCCUCUGCCGGCGGCGGUGAGGAGUGGCUGACGGAGCACGCGGACUUCGGGCGCGUGUUCUUCGGCGGCGACAGCGCGGGUGGAACCAUAGCGCACAGAAUGGCGAUUCGGGUCGGGUUGGAAGGACUGGAUGGGAUCAAUCUUGACGGGCUCUUCCUCAACUGCCCGUUUUUCUGGGGAAAGGAUCCGAUAGGCGAGGAAGGGGAUGACAUGGCGCCGGUGCGCUCUUACCUUGAGAGCCUUUGGCUGUUCGUGAACCCGACAACAACUGGGCCGGACGACCCGCUUUUGAACCCGACGAUGGACCCUGAAUUCAGGAAGCUGGGGUGCAAGAAAGUGCUGGUUUACGUGGCAGAGCUGGACCCGCUUAGGCAGAGGGGGUGGCACUACAAGGAGGCGUUGGGUGAAAAUGGGUGGUGCGGGGCGGCGGAGCUGGUGGAAGCUAAAGGGGAGGACCACGUAUUCAAUGUGUUGUCUCCCACCUCUGAUAAUUCCAUGGCUAUGGUAAAAAAGUUAGCCGCUUUCUUCAACUCCUAAGUUGCUUUGUUACGACUAUUCUGUCGAUCUUACGAUACUCAGAUUUAGGAGGUUAUCGGGGUAUCAGAAUAAGCUGCACAGAAUGCUAUGUUGCAUGGAAACGCAAAAAUCACAAUGAAACGGGAAACGGAAAACUUCUACUUUUUCUCAAAAAAGCUUGUGGAAAAUAUCCGUAGAGUUUUCGGAAACUUACAUUUUGAACAUAUUAAAAUAAAGUGUCUCACUUCCAUUUUCAAAAAUCAAUGCAUCCCAAAAGCAACUACAAUACACUUUAAAAAGUACAUUUUGAAAAGUGAACAAUAAAUCCAUAAAUUAUCAUGAAAUAUGUGAAAAGUAUAUAUUUUUAAUUCGGAUGGACUAUGUUUUUAUUUUCUUAUAUUUUGGUAAUAAAACAAAAGACGUUUUCAAGAAUUUGUGAUCUAUUAUCAUUUGUCACAUGUGAAGAUUUUCUUUUAAUGGGUCUGUGUUUGUGUUGUUAAUAUCAUUACUAUCAUUAUAGUAAUAAUAGUGAUAUGCGAAGUUGGUUGUUCUUAUCACGAGUGUUGACUAAUACGUAUGUAUGAUUGAUUGUUGUAUCACAUGUGAAGAUUUUCUUUUAAUGGGUCUGUCUUUGUGUCGUUAAUAUCGUUACUAUUACU